Molecule: messenger RNA, 672 nt
Organism: Angiostrongylus costaricensis
Lineage: Eukaryota; Metazoa; Nematoda; Chromadorea; Rhabditida; Metastrongylidae
Source: the annotation of a GenBank genome assembly
AUGAAGGACACUCUUCGAUCAUCUUCUAAUUUUACGGCGUUGAAAGGUAAUAGACAGAAAAUUUUCACCUAUUUCAACACAAUUAUUUCGACAGGGAGACUAUGUGUAAGAUAUUCGUUUAGCGUACUUAUCGCUGGCAUAUCGUUCAAUAUCAUUCGUUUUAGGAACUUCGUCGCUAAUCUGGCUGUAGUGGACAUUGUCUGUAGAAUCGUGCUUGCAUUUAUGGGUUACAUUAAUGUGGAGAAUAACAAGAAGCUUUUCUCUUUUAGAGUAAUGACCUACUCAGCGUUUGCAUUUUAUGGUUCGUUUGGAGUAAUGGUAUGUGCUCUUGUUUCCAUCUCACUGAGUCGUGUGAUCGCUCUGAACAAGCCCCAUCUCUCCAACCGGGUUUUACGAUUGCUGGAAACGAGGCAAAUCGCUCUUGCAACUUUUACACAGGUAAUCGUCCCACUUAUCUGUCAGGUACGUUAUUUAUUUUUCUCUUGUUUAGCAUCUGAUCCUAUAUCCAAUGGUACUGUGACAGCGACCACUCAAAUUGGACUAGCCGCGAAUCCGCUGCUCUAUUCCUUGAUAACGGUAACGAUUAUCAAACAAUACCGAAUCUGCUGCUCUGCACGGAAGACAUCUAGUUUAUAUGACGAUGCUAAAGUAGCUCUCGAAACAAAUCUUUGA